Trematosphaeria pertusa is the source of this 1365-nucleotide messenger RNA. RefSeq lists its product as uncharacterized. NCBI's taxonomy places the organism in Eukaryota, Fungi, Ascomycota, Dothideomycetes, Pleosporales, Trematosphaeriaceae. The record is from RefSeq and is a predicted model, not a curated record. Bases 1 to 1365 code for a protein of 454 amino acids. The transcript has a single exon.
AUGACUCACCUCAACGCCGUCCUCAAGGCUUGUGGCUGCACAAUCCUCGACAAGUUAGCACUCCAAGAUAUCUCGAGUCUCUCGAAAACCUGCAAAGAGACUCGAAGCCUAGUACUCACUGGCAUGCUAAGCGCCAUUCCAAUCACCUGGAACACGCACAUCCCGCUUAUUCGCAAGACCCGGCUAUCCAAGUUCCUUGAGAGCCUAAUCAAGUAUCCCUCCCUACGGCCCUAUGUCAAAAGCAUCCACCUGAAUGAGCUUGGUUCGAACAACCCUAUCUUCGACGCCAAGUCCGGACCUCCAGUCCCACGAGCCCGACUCAAACUCUUUAGAGAGCAGAUCAACCGCCUUCCACUCCCGGAUACAGUACGACCACAUCAAGAUGUUGCCAUAAUUGCAUUGCUCUUGUCAUACUGCCCGGAAUUGGAGAAUCUCAAGAUCCACAUCGACUUGGUGGCAAAUGAUAUUCUCCUUCAAACGCUGAGCCACUUACUCAGAGGAAAUCGCCCAGGGCACGGGACAAAUGCAAUCCUGCAGCGAUUAGAACAUGUGUCUUUGACCGCUCCCAUUCAACCCGACGAGGAGGAGGCAGAGAGGCAGUCUUAUUUACCUUUGUCGGUAUUUCUCCCAUUCCUCUAUCUCCCUUCUCUUGAGGUCAUGGAGGCCUUCCUCCCAAAGGAACCGAACGAUGUGGUACCAUGGCCAAUGGAUCGCCCACCUGCGGACACUGCGCUGCGUACAUUGCAGUUACCGUACACUACAGCCACACCAGGCACACUGUCUGCCAUCCUAUUCCACACACCGCAGCUCACCACCCUCGAAUACCAUUACUGGUGCAAUUUCAUGUAUGAUCUGGACUGCGAAAUUCUCCGUUCCGCCCUCUUAAAGGUCAAAGACACCCUCUCAACCCUGGUUAUAUCAUUCAUGCCCUACGCAACCUGCGCCGGUGAGACUGAGUGUCAAAACUGGCAGAUCAUAGGCGCACUUGGCUCUCUCAAGCCGCUCACGAAACUACGCCAUCUUGAAAUCUCACUCCCAGUGCUAUUCGGCUGGGAUCGGAGUGUCCUCUCCCUUGAUGAUGUUCUGCCUUCCUCAUUGCAAGCACUCUGGAUCCGGCAAGAAUGCUUUGGGUUUCUCAACAUGGGUUGGUCAGAUCGGGUGGCCGUUAACCUGUUUGUCGAGUUCCUGAAGAGCGUCAAGAAUAGUUCUCGGGCAUUGAAGUCAUUUAAUCUACGCUUUCCGGAUGCGUACAAUAGCCGCCCUUGGAAUCCAGUGCAGGUGGAUUGGUUCCAGAAUCGCUGCAAGAAAGCAGGAUUGAGCUGCACUAUUGUUAGUUUCAAGCCCGGCUUCUAUUGGUAUCCGUGA